CCAGGUGAAGAUCCACCUUGGGGUCUUGAGGAUCUCCUGGCCAGGUGAAGAACCCACCUUGACCCACCCCUGACCACUUUUCCUCACCCCCAUCCAUCUCCAGGUGUCCCCACCCCCCACCAUGGACACCUGGAACGACACCUGGAACAACAUCUGGAACAACACCUGGAACGACACCUGGGACGACACCUGGGGCGACCUCUACGAUGACCUGGACGCGUCCGAGAUCCCUCCAGGCCACCGCGCCGUGCUGGUCCUCUACGCCGCCAUCUUCCUGCUGGGCGUGCUGGGCAACGGCGCCGUGCUCUGGGUGACGGCGGCCGAGCUGCGCCGGACGGUCAACGGCGUCUGGUUCUCCAACUUGGCCUUGGCCGACCUGCUGAGCUGCCUGGCGCUGCCCUUCCUGGCCUUGCCGCUGACCACCGACCACCACUGGCCCUUGGGCGGCGCCGCCUGCAAGGUUCUGCCAUCGUUGACCAUCUUGGCCAUGUUCGCCAGCGUCCUUCUGCUGACGGCCAUCAGCGCCGACCGCUGCGCGCUGGUCACCCGCCCGGUCUGGUGCCACAACCGCCGCACGCCCGCCUUGGCCGCCGCGGCGUGCGCCGGCGCGUGGGUGGCGGCGGCGUUGUUGACCGUCCCGUCCUUCCUGUUCCGCGCCGUCCGCGUUGACCCCUUCUCGGCCAAGGCCACCUGCGUGUUGGCCUACGGCGCGGUGCGGCGGCACCGGCGCAGCGCGGAGCUGACCACGGCCAUCGUGCGUUUCCUCUGCGGUUUCCUCGGGCCGUUCGCCGUCAUCUCGGGGUGUUACGGCCGCCUCCUGUGCCGCGUGCGGGCGCGGGGCCUGGCUCGGUCACAGAGGGCCACCAGGACGGUGCUGGUGGUCAUCGUCAGCUUCUUCGUCUGUUGGCUGCCCUACCACGUGGUGGGGCUGGUGCUGGCGGCCGCCGCGCCCGACACGGCGGCGUUCCGCCGCGCCCAAUCUGCCGACCCCGCCGUGGCCGGGUUGGCCUACGUCAACGGUUGCGUCAACCCCAUCAUCUACCUGGUGAUGGGGCGGGGGCUGGGCCGGGCGCGGCGCUCGUGGCGGGCGUUGCUCAAGGGGGUGCUCAGCGACGACCCCGCCAGCGCGGCCGGGGACAGCCGGGCCCGCAGCGCCGCCACCACCGAGGACGGCCUCGAGGGCACGGCGGUCUGAGGGGCACCGGCGCGGCGGCCGUCGUCUUCGUCAUCGUUGGCGUUAUCGUUGUCAUCGUUGUGGUCAUUUGGUAAUCGUCGUUUUCACCGUCAUCGUCUUCAUUGUCAUGUCAUGGUCAUGGUCAUGUCAUGGUCAUGGUCAUGUCAUGGUCAUGGUCAUUUUUAUCAUCAUUGACUGGUCGUGGUCAUGGUCAUGGUCAUUUUCAUCAUGGUCGUUGUGGUCGUCAUCUUCAUCAUCGUCGGCGUUAUCGUUGUCAUCGUUGUGGUCAUUUGGUAAUUGUCGUUUUCACCGUCAUCAUCUUCAUUGUCAUGGUCAUGGUCAUGGUCAUGGUCAUGGUCAUGGUCAUUUUUAUCAUCAUCGUCUGGUCAUGGUCAUGGUCAUGGUCAUUUU
Molecule: messenger RNA, 1585 nt
Organism: Taeniopygia guttata (zebra finch)
Lineage: Eukaryota; Metazoa; Chordata; Aves; Passeriformes; Estrildidae
Gene: C5AR1
Product: complement C5a receptor 1
Biological process (GO): complement receptor mediated signaling pathway; inflammatory response; chemotaxis
Cellular component (GO): plasma membrane
Molecular function (GO): G protein-coupled receptor activity; complement component C5a receptor activity
Source: RefSeq, a predicted model, not a curated record